Molecule: messenger RNA, 753 nt
Organism: Mitosporidium daphniae
Lineage: Eukaryota; Fungi; Microsporidia
Exons: 1
Coding region: 1-753 (250 amino acids)
Cellular component (GO): cytoplasm; protein kinase CK2 complex
Molecular function (GO): protein kinase regulator activity
Source: RefSeq, a predicted model, not a curated record
AUGUUGCGGCUUACCCUCAUAGAAUGCGCAGAGCCGAGCAAUUAUCAAAACUACCAGCAACAGGGCCACGACGAUUCAGACAUUGAAGGGCCUUCACCAUGGAUCGAAUGGUUUUUAUCCCAGCCGGAGCAUCGAUACUUUAUUGAAAUAGAAGAAGAGUACAUCAUGGAUCGCUUUAACUUGACUGGACUGCCUGCAUCUGUCCAGCACUUUCAACGUGCGUUGGACAGGAUCACCUUGGAUUCUGAAGAAGUUGCAUCCAUUUUCGAUUCUUCAUCCUGUUCGGGCUCCACCUCAAUCAGCAAUGACGAAUCGUCAGAUUCACUAAGCAUUGAAUCGUCUGGACGUAGUACAUCAUUGAUAACCAUGAAUACAUCCUCCCGGUCCUGUGGCUCCGAAGAGGGCGAGGCCAAUGCAUCGAAAAAACGGAUUCAAGGCUCGCACGAGGAAUACCGCCUAAAAAAGCAGAUCCAUGCGUCUUCUCUGCAUUUGUAUGGGCUAAUUCAUGCCAGGUAUUUGACGACGUCAGCUGGAAUGGCCAGAAUGUAUGCCAAGUGGAAGGAUCGCGCGUUCGGCUGCUGCCCACGGGUAUUUUGCCGCGGAUUUGCCCUGCUUCCGGUUGGCUUGUCCGACCUCCCUGAAAAAUCGUAUGUUGUCCUAUAUUGUGGGAGCUGCGACGAUAUUUAUCGACCGAAAAGCACGCAAUUCCACCGUAAGCGCAUACCCAUGUGUGGUAACUAUUUUAGAUAUUGA